Molecule: messenger RNA, 2986 nt
Organism: Pseudoliparis swirei
Lineage: Eukaryota; Metazoa; Chordata; Actinopteri; Perciformes; Liparidae
Gene: csnk1a1
Product: casein kinase 1, alpha 1
Exons: 10
Coding region: 602-1669 (355 amino acids)
Biological process (GO): signal transduction; negative regulation of canonical Wnt signaling pathway; peptidyl-serine phosphorylation
Cellular component (GO): cytoplasm; nucleus
Molecular function (GO): protein serine/threonine kinase activity; ATP binding
Source: RefSeq, a predicted model, not a curated record
AUGGCGGAGUGAGUGGGUUGCGCUUUCUACAGACGGUUGCGACCCUUGAAGUUGGAUGAAAACGCCUUUAAAUGACUAACACGAUUGAAAAACAACAUUACCAUCGGAAGCGUAAAUAGAAGGGCUGUUUUUUUACUACUCAGCACGGAGGAGGUCCGGACAUUUUUCCGCGGCGGUCCUUGCGACAGCGUUAGCUUGAUGCUAACGCUAGCCGACGUUCGUUUUUACUCGCUGCUACUUCGAGCUAGCCGGGUGGUUGUUGAAGGCCGUAAACUGUUUCGGAUUUAGUUUUGGAUGUAUAUACUAAGAUAGUGUCACGGCAUUCCGUGUUUCUUGGAGGAGGUUUUAUUCGAACGAAGAUCCAUUGUAGCCGAUAGCCUAUGAAUAACGCGAACAAAGUCGGGAGAAAACCACUUUCAAACUUGCUUUUCACGUUAAUACUCGAACAUAAUCUUCGGAGUACCGUUUACAGCUAGUCCAUAUUUUCCCUCAUCAACAACAACUGGACAUACAGGACUUUGUAUGUUCUGCUGACAAUCGACGAGACUCCCACAGAGUUUUCUAAAGUGAAUCGGGUGGAGAUUGUCAUUUGGUGGAUAUUAUGGCGAGCAGCAGUGGCUCCAAGGCCGAAUUCAUAGUCGGUGGAAAAUACAAGCUUGUCCGAAAAAUUGGAUCGGGAUCUUUCGGUGACAUAUAUCUGGCCAUCAACAUCACAAAUGGAGAGGAGGUAGCUGUAAAAUUGGAAUCGCAGAAAGCUAGACAUCCACAGCUGUUGUACGAAAGCAAGCUGUACAAAAUCCUACAAGGUGGUGUCGGGAUUCCACACAUCAGGUGGUAUGGCCAAGAGAAGGACUACAAUGUCCUAGUCAUGGAUCUGCUUGGACCCAGUCUGGAAGACCUCUUCAAUUUCUGUUCUCGCCGUUUUACCAUGAAGACGGUCCUUAUGCUGGCAGACCAGAUGAUCAGCAGAAUUGAGUACGUACACACAAAGAACUUCAUCCACAGAGAUAUCAAACCAGACAACUUUCUUAUGGGCAUCGGCCGUCACUGUAACAAGUUGUUCCUUAUUGACUUUGGUUUGGCGAAGAAGUACCGAGACAACCGAACACGACAGCACAUCCCCUACAGAGAAGACAAGAACCUGACUGGCACAGCGCGCUAUGCCUCCAUCAAUGCACACCUGGGCAUUGAACAGAGUCGGCGUGACGACAUGGAGUCGCUAGGCUACGUGCUGAUGUACUUCAACAGAACCAGUUUGCCGUGGCAGGGAUUAAAGGCUGCCACAAAGAAGCAGAAGUAUGAGAAGAUCUCAGAGAAAAAGAUGUCCACCCCUGUUGAGGUCCUCUGUAAGGGUUUCCCAGCAGAGUUCGCUAUGUAUCUGAACUACUGCCGUGGCUUACGCUUUGAGGAGGCUCCAGACUACAUGUAUCUGCGCCAACUGUUCCGCAUCCUUUUCAGGACUCUGAACCACCAGUAUGACUACACAUUUGACUGGACCAUGCUGAAACAGAAAGCAGCCCAGCAGGGAGCCACCUCCGGGGGCCAGGGCCAGCAGGCACAAACCCCCACAGGCAAGCAAACUGACAAACCCAAGCCUAACAUGAAAGUUGAGCAGUCAGUGAUGGCAGUGGCAAAGAAUAACUGCUUGGAAGAUCUCAAGUCCACCUAAACUGCAGUCAACACUGCAACUCUUCACUUUCAUAGUUCCUAAAAGUGGUCUUUGACAUAAAAACAGAAGUUAGAAAGAGACUCGCUUCUAACCUCUGUUAAACAGAAUGUACCUGCUCUGAACUUAAUAAAGGUAACCCGAUACUUCUGCCUCUUCUGUCACGGCUACUGCCUAAAUGGCUUCUUUGCUCAAAGUCUUUUGCUUUGUUGCACCGACAGAAAAACAAUGUUAAUUUCCACAUAAAUGCUUUUUGACGAAACCAUUCUAAAGGCCUUUACAAAUCCCUUUUACCCGAUGGUACCAUUUAACCAGCUCAACUGGACUGUUGGUGUGCUGUUGGCUUGAUCUCAUGGAGCGUCAUGUGAUGAACUGUUCUUGAGGCCGAAGGCUCUUAACCAGCUGUUCCACCCAACACACAUUUUAACAUUUGCCUAUUUGCUGGCUAUAAAGCACACUGUAUGCUUAAUAGCAUAUAUAUACAUAUACAGGACUGUCUCAGAAAAUUAGAAUAGUGAUAAAGUUCUUUAUUUUCUGUAAUGCAAUUAAAAAAACAAAUGUCAUGCAUUCUGGAUUCAUUACAAAUCAACUGAAAUAUUGCAAGCCUUUUAUUCUUUUAAUAUUGCUGAUUAUGGCUUACAGCUUAAGAAAACUCUAAAAUCCUAUCUCAUAAAAUUUGAAUAUUUCCUCAGACCAAGUUAAAAAAAAGAUUUAUAACAGCAAAACAAAAUCAAACAUUUGAAAAUGUGUUUCCAGGUGUUUCGAGUUAAUUAGACGAUUCAAGUGAUUUGUUUAAUACCCUACUAGUAUACUUUUUCAUGAUAUUCUAAUAUUUAGAGAUAGGAUAUUUGAGUUUUCUUAAGCUGUAAGCCAUAAUCAGCAAUAUUAAAAGAAUAAAAGGCUUGCAAUAUUUCAGUUGAUUUGUAAUGAAUCCAGAAUGCAUGACAUUUUUGUUUUUUUAAUUGCAUUACAGAAAAUAAAGAACUUUAUCACAAUAUUCUAAUUUUCUGAGACAGUCCUGUAUAUAUAGUCACACUACCAACGGUAUUAAAAGUUUUUCAAUCCCCUCUGACCAAAUCUAGUAGCACAGGGGCUACUGUGGCUCAGUGGAGGAGCGGGAUGGUCUUUCAAUCAUAGGGUCAUUAGUUCGAUCCCCAGCUCCGCUAGUUCAUGUCGAAGUGUUCUUGUAACCCCACUUUUCUCUGGUGUCUGCGGUGUAUGAAUGUUAGUCCUGAUGGGCUGGUGGCACCUUGCAUGGUAGCCCCUUUCCAAGUGAUUUCAGACCUGUAUUGUGUUUACUGAAUAAAAUUCUUAAAGAGA